Ostreobium quekettii is the source of this 1503-nucleotide messenger RNA. NCBI's taxonomy places the organism in Eukaryota, Viridiplantae, Chlorophyta, Ulvophyceae, Bryopsidales, Ostreobiaceae. The record is from the annotation of a GenBank genome assembly.
AUGGGCAUUCUGUAUUACUACACAAGCAAGAGCACGCUGUUGCCCAUGGCCAAACGUGAAACAACAAAGAAAGGUGCCUGUCUGGUGACAUCUUCAGUUAAGCCAUAUGAGGAAGAGGACCUCCGGUUCUGUUUCAGUGUAGUGUCUCCAGAGAAGUCAUUGCAUCUACAGGCAGAAAGUGAAAUGGAGAAGCAGGAGUGGAUUGCUGCCAUUCAGAGUGUCAUUGCCUGCUACCUUCAAAAUAGCCCUCUGGAUGGAAAAGCCUUCUGUGACUCAGAAAUCACACUGCCCACACACAGCCGUGACUCAGUGGCCCCAGAAGAGAAGGCAGAUUUAGUUGCAUCAGCAAAGAGCUUCACAGAAUAUGGUACAAUGUCACCUGCGUCAUCAGGAAUGGCACUGCCUGCAAGUGGAGAUGGGUGUGCCAUGGGUGGAACUUCAGCACGGCACAACAGGAGUGCAACCUGGACCCCGGAGUCUUUUUCAAGAUUCCAUGCUGAGGAUGUGCGAAUAAAGCACGGUGGGGAGCCACCUUUGGAGCAACUGCAGCAUGUGGCAGGCAACAAAAUUUGUGCUGACUGUGGAGCAGCCGACCCUGAGUGGGCAUCAACAAACCUGGGUAUUUUGAUUUGCAUCGAGUGUUCAGGAAUUCAUCGGCAGCUGGGGGUCCACAUCUCAAAGGUUCGCAGCCUGAAGCUAGAUGUGCGGGUGUGGACAGAUUCCCUGCUUCAACUUUUCCAGCAAUUGGGAAAUGAAUUUGGAAAUAGUCUCUGGGAAUCAGGAAGACACAAUCUUGACCGCACAGAGUCAUGGGUAUGGUGUGAGGAUUCAGAUGAUGAGGGCGAAGGGCACAACAGUUGCACUACAAGCCCAUUUCCCAACCCUGGGACAACAGGGGCACAAUUUUUUGAUGCUGAUGAAGGCUUGCCAAAGCCAACCAGCUCAAGCAGCAAGGACGAAAAGCACCGUUUUGCUGUGGAGAAAUAUGUGAAUCGAUGCUAUCUUGAGAAACUUGACUCUCACACUGCAGAUCACCUGCUGUGGAAAGGAGUUGCAAAAGGCGAUGUCAGGACAGCAUACAGAGCAAUUAUAGGGGGUGCCAAUGUGACUACCCCAAACACAUUCAAUGAUGGUGUAAACCUUGUGGGGGACAUGGAACACUCAAUGGCAAAAGCAAUGAGGAGAGGAGUCACUCUUCCAGAUGAUACCCAUUCAGGUGCCAGUGUUUUGCUCCUUGCCUGCAAGGUUGGAUCUGUCCCGGUACUGGAGCUCUUGAUACAGAAUGGGGCAGAUCUUGACUGUCAGGAUGCCUACAAUCGCCGUGGCCUGCAUUACUGUCUUGUGCACAGCUGCAAAGAUGCUGCAAGGUUGCUUGUUGGAAAAGGAGCACAAAAAGAUGUGGCAGACUGCCACGGAGCCACUCCUAUGUGGAUUGCUCAGCAGAGUGGAGACCAAGAAGCCAUUGAUUUGCUGCAGAUACUGCCGAGUGCAGAGAGAGCCUGA